UAGAAAGUCAUAACAUGGCCGGGACAGACCACCAAUUGCCGCAGACCUCCAACAGGAGCGGUAAUGGGAAGAGAAGCCUCUCUCGCCAGACCAAAUCCGAGAGCAGCUUUCAAUGUGGAUAUAGCACAUUGUGCGCACAGUCGAAGCGAAUGCGACGCAGUAGCUCGGAGCAGCGUUCAGCACAAGCUUCUUGGCCCACGACCACCACUGACGACAGCUCCACUUGCAAUCCCUCGGACAGCAGCAGCAGUAGCAGUAUUAGUAGCAUUGGCACCGCUCAUCUGACUCACACCGAAUCUCAGGACUCUGGCUACACCACCGAAAGCAGCUAUCAAACAGCCACAGAUAGCAGCUUUAGCCUUGGCACAGGCAGCCCAUUGCCUGCCGUUGAUGGCGCCCAGUUUCUGCACGAAAUUCAUGUGAGCAUUGAUUCCAAUGCGGCAGAAGCGACAGUGGAGACGAUUAGUAAUGAUCUGAGCAGUCUGCUCAGCAAUGAGGUGGAGCACAUUGUGUUGUCCUCUGCUGGACAGAGAAGUGCGAUAUAUCUGAUUGCUUAUCGGUUUAUGUAGAACUGAGUUUUGGGGCACCAAAUAGAAAAUUUAAAAUUUU
Messenger RNA from Drosophila busckii, 609 nucleotides. RefSeq lists its product as uncharacterized. Lineage: Eukaryota; Metazoa; Arthropoda; Insecta; Diptera; Drosophilidae. The record is from RefSeq and is a predicted model, not a curated record. The coding region runs from base 15 to 569 and encodes 184 amino acids. The transcript has a single exon.